Molecule: messenger RNA, 3630 nt
Organism: Eurytemora carolleeae
Lineage: Eukaryota; Metazoa; Arthropoda; Copepoda; Calanoida; Temoridae
Product: nucleolar and coiled-body phosphoprotein 1
Exons: 24
Coding region: 47-2494 (815 amino acids)
Biological process (GO): spindle attachment to meiosis I kinetochore; attachment of mitotic spindle microtubules to kinetochore; kinetochore assembly
Cellular component (GO): kinetochore
Molecular function (GO): centromeric DNA binding
Source: RefSeq, a predicted model, not a curated record
AUAUUUUUUAUUAAUUGUUGAUAAGGAAACACAUAGCUGCUAAGGCAUGGAAGGUUUAGAAACUGUGGAAAGCUCUGCAGACCUCCAGACUGAGUCAAUCAAAUCAGCGUCUGGGUCUGCUGCUCCUGAGACCCCGAGUAUUGUUAAAUCUGCUCCAGUUUCUGUUAUUCAGUCAGUACCUAAGACUAACGGCCAUAUCGAGGUUGAGAAACACCCUGAUACCAAUGGCGAUGCUAAAUUAACCAACGGAGGGUCAAGUGAACCGACCGAAGAGCAGACUCCAGCUGAACCAGAGGAAACUAAAGCUCCGGCUGGAGACCAAAGCAGUUUAAAUAUCCAGCAGCCAACAGAACAGCUUCCUGCAGAGCUUCUCCAGGAGGAUCCAGGGUUAACAACUGUCGCUAGUUUAAUCGACAGCGCGGAAGAACCAGAAGGGGAAGAGACAGAAGCCCCAAAACAACCGGAAGUUGCCCAAGCAGCGGUAGAGGAAAAGAAAUCUGCGAAGGAACUUGCUUCCGAGUGGGAAACUGACGAACCGGAACUAGAGAAAAAAGAGGAAACCAUGCCGGAAACUAAUAUGGCGGUUGAAACUGAGAAAACUGACGCAGAAGUUGAAAACAAAGACGAUUCUUCACCCCGUAAAUCUGGUCGUAAGGUCAAACCAACGGAGAAGGUAUUGGAGUCUGAAAGCCUUGAAGAGGAAAGUGUAGAAGCCAUCGCGAAGGAAAUUGCUACAUCUGGCCCAGAUGAUCAGAAAAAACCUGUAAAAGCUACACCGAAAAAAUCCGGGAAAGAGCCCGAGCAGUCCGGUGACGAGGACUCAUCUAAGAAGGCGAGGAAGGGACGACCUAAGAAGAAGGACCUGGACGAGAAGGUUGAUAAUGUGACUAAGCUAGGGAACAAUAUGUACUUCUAUACAGGACCAGGAGGGCAGGAUUCACCGCCACCUCUUACUUCAGAUGACGAGGAUUUGGAUUUCGGCAUUCACAAACCUGAUGAGAAGGGAGAAAAGGAAAAGAAAGAAGAGGCUGCCCGGAAAUCUGCGAGACCAGGAAAAGGCCGAAAUCCUCGACUUGAACGUGAGGACGAAGAGGUCGAGAUUCCAAAAAAGUUACCUGCCAAACCCAACCUCAACCCCAGUUGGCUAAAAUCUGCUGCGAAGACCCUGGAGAAGCAGGAGAAGAUGGAGAAGAAAACCCCGGCCAAGAAGAAGGUUGUUCCAUCCAACCCAGCCACACCCGCCACCCCAGCUCUUACUCAGCCUGUGGAGGCUGUUGUUUCCAAGGAGGCUGAUCUCGAGACUGAAGUAGAACCCGAGGUUGGAACCAGAAAAUCUGUUAAAAGAUCUUCUAUUCUACCCCAGCGUGAAGCAUCGCCUCCUAAAGACGAAGAACUGCCGGUGUUUGAUCCUGAAAAGUUUACACCAGGCUAUGUUCCUCAAACCGUGAAGAAAGGAGAUGAAGAAUAUCUUAUCGUUGUUGAAGGUGUAAAAGACACAGGACUUUGUGGUAAGUACUGGGGAGACCUCACCAAUCUACCUUCAAGGAGAAGAAGUAAACAACCGGAACUACUCACCCCUGAACCCGGAACUAAAGUACGACGAGGGAGCAUGAGUAGCACUGGAAGUGUAGAAACUCCAGGCAAAAAGGCUCCUAGAUCCGUGGAAAGCCCAGUUCCCCCUAAAUCCACCAAGAAGCAAGUCACAAAACCAGAAACCUCUAAAAGGGUAGAUGUGUCCAUGGAGGUUGAUGGUGAGAAGAAUGUAGAGGAGAAGACGGAGGUGAAGACGGAGGAGAAGGUGGAGGAAGGGGAUGAGAAGGUUGUAUCAGAAAAGAAGAAAAGAGGAAGGAAAAGGAAGGAGGAUAGUACAGGAACUCCAAACCCUGCCAAGAAACCUAAAAGUAGCCAGUCUGGUGAUGAUAGCAUGGCAGAACAGAGUGAUACCGACCAGGUUGGAAAGAAGAAGAGUAAAGGAUCUCCUGAGAAGACCACAGUAUCAAGCAGAAAUGCCGCCGCUGUUUCAGCAGCACUCGCCGCAGGCGUUCCUGCAGGUCAGCAGAGGUCUGUUAGCUGUGUGUCUGAUACAACGACACAGAAGGAAGUUGUUGUUGAGUGCUUCGCGCCCUACGAUGACCACAGAUGGGUGAAUAUUGGCAAGGAGAGGGACGGUAUGACCCCUGACGCAGUACAGUACGCCAGAGCUCUCAGACCUCCAUACCAUUUACUCUCUUUCCUCAGGAUAAAAGGGCACAGUACUAAGGGGAUGAGUUGUACUGACAAGAAUACAAUGGUUUUUGUAGUUCUUGAAGGAGAGAUUACUGUUAUUCUUCACACCACUCAGUUUAAUGCAAAGAAGGGGGACAGCUUCUAUAUUCCACCUAAGAACUACUACAACCUGAUAAAUCAGAAGGCUCGAGAGGCGGAGCUUUCCUUGAUACAAUUCCAGUACGAUGGACCUCUUCCUACAGUUAGCUCUGCAGCCCAGGCACAAUAGAUUCUACACAGACCGAUUCCAACAGAUUCUACACAGACCGAUUCCAACAGAUUCUACACAGACCGAUUCCAACAGAUUCUACACAGACCGAUUCCAACAGAAUCCAUCUUUUUAGUCCAGACUCGGUAGAUUCUACACGGAGAUUUACACAAUCCACCGUUAAUAUGUCCAUUGUCCACAUUCUUAGCAAUCUACAGAUCAUUUCUGUAGAAAAGGAUUUGGAAGUCAGCAGAGUGACUUUUCCACAUUACCCUAGUAGUACAAUGUACAUUGUACAUUUCAACUAUUCGCAUGUUCUAAAUUUUUAAAUGGUUUCAAAUAUUAUCCUUGCUCCAAUAUUCUUGUUUCAAAAUGUAUAUUCAAUAUCAUUUUGAGACUCGUUGUUGAGUGCAGUAAAAUAUCAAUUCAUUUAAACCUAGAUUUCAAGAAAAUAAUUGUAUCCGUAACAAAGUCUCUAAAUAAUUCAGUAAAAUCCUGUAGAUUUAUCUAUGCCCCGAGCUGGAGAACCUUGGUUCUACAGUCUACACCUCUACAUCAAUAUAUGCAAAUUAGAUCUUCAUGUCCUGAUUUAUACAAAAUUUCCCGUGUAAUAAACCCGAUUUUAAAAUUGUGUAGCUCAAUCCAAAAUAAUUUGGACCUUGGGUAUUUUUCUUUGAAAUUGUUUGUUGACGUUACUAAACUGCACUGUGUGCUGUACAGUGUACAGCCUACUGCUGUAUCAGUACUUUAGAACAGGAAAGUUGGUUUCACAACACAGUACACCAUACAAUUAAAUCAACUGUAGUGGUUCGGUCUUUUCCUGACUGUUACUUCCGUUAAUGUUUAUGUUUAUGUUCCGAACAAUGUCCGAAGAUGAACAAGUAUAUCAAAGUAUAUCAUUUAAUUUUUUCCUCCCCGCACGCGGUGGUUUUCUGGAUUUUCUCCCCACACGCGGUGGUUUUCUGGAUUUUCUCUCCGCACGCGGUGGUUUUCUGGAUUUUCUUCGACGCAAUAUUUCAGUUUAAACUAAAUAAUGAUUUAUAAGUUUUGAAAUAGUGCCUAUUCAAACAUAUACGAUAUUAACCAACUGUAAAUCUUUAUAAAUGCUGUAAAUAUAUGUAUAUUUUCAUACAAAUAUACUGACGAGUAACAUCUUA